Symsagittifera roscoffensis is the source of this 1030-nucleotide messenger RNA. RefSeq lists its product as uncharacterized. The coding region runs from base 79 to 1011 and encodes 310 amino acids. Lineage: Eukaryota; Metazoa; Xenacoelomorpha; Acoela; Convolutidae. The transcript is spliced from 2 exons. The record is from RefSeq and is a predicted model, not a curated record.
UUUAAAUCUCAGGAAGAACAAGAAAACUCUCCUCGUCGUUUAAUUUCUUUAGCCAAAUAAAUUUCCAUUUUCAAAACAAUGACAACAAUUCACUUAGCGCAGAUUGUGAUAUGGCUAACUGUCGUAAGAACAGACCCAUUGAGUACCAGGUUGAUGCCCUUUGACGAUGUGCAUGUUGGUAUCAAACUUCACUCAGCUUUAGCGAUUGAGUCCCUGGCCACAACAACGUCACUUCAGUGCACAAUGCAGUGUAACGGGCAUGAACUGUGUUUGUCUACAAACUUAUGCGGAAACCACCUUUGCCAGCUAAACAAAAUUGAUAUGCAUAUGGCCAAUGAUUCUGAUAAAAUAGCAGAUCCAGCAUGUAUUUAUUCGGGAAUGAAGGUAAAUUCAAAACCAAACUGUAAGGAGAAUGGCGCAACAAAAAACAUUCAGGAUGAUGAAAACCCAGGUUUUUGCAAAAUAAAUCAGAGAAGGUCGGAUCAAAGCUGUUCAGACAGUUGGGAGGAGAAAAUCGACUUUAUUCACGAUAGCCACUACAAAAGGUAUCUGUACCAAUCAGCCAGCGGAUUUUCUUUGCACGGAGGAGUUUCUUGUCAAGAUUCUGAAGAGAUACUUGAAUGGUAUGUAUACGUUAAUAGAACUGCAGAUUUUGAUAAUGCAAGUCAAACGUGCCAAAACAUGGGCGGCAAGCUUUUUGAUAACUUUAAGCCUUUUAAAUUACUUCAUCUUGUGUGCAACGAUCUUGCUUACCCUCAUUGGACAUGGCUAGGAUUGAACGAUCGAGAUAAUGCAGGGGUCUACAAAAACGUGUCGGGUGGUGUUGUUGACACUGCUGGGAUUGCUUGGGCUGGAAUCAUAACGUCUCCAGGCGGAAAAUGCCUUGGGGUGCGAUGCAACAAAAUAAGAAAUACUGGGCGUAUUGAUAAGACUAUCGACAAAUACAUUUGCGAUCAAUUUAGUUUGCAUAUAAUUUGUGAUUUAUCUAACGCGAAAAAGCCAGAAAAUUAACAAAUUCGUUUUGGCUCCU